UUCCUGAAGGAAGCUCUUGAGCAGAAGCUGGAGAAGGAUCGGGAAGAGGAGUUGAGGAGAGCAGCUGUAGUCAUCCGGGCCCACGUCUUGGGCUACAUGGCAAGAGAAAAGGAGCAACUGAAUGUGCCAUACCAGGUGUCACAGGUGGAAGCAGUAAAGACUGAGGAGGUAGAUAUUCCUCUGCAAGAAGAAGAGAGACGUCAGAUGGAGGAGAUCUUAAGACUGGAGAAGGAGAUUGAGAAGUUGCAGCAACAGAAAGAGGAUCACAUGUCGAUCAUCUGUGAAAACACCAGGAAUGAAAUCAAUCGGCAGCGAGAAGAAGAGAUCCAGAGGCUGGAAAAGGAGGCAUCCAGGGUUGCCCAGGAGUUCUUAGAGCUGCUGGAUUUUGGCAAUCUGGAUGAAAGUGUGCAGAACUUAGAGCGGUCGCUUUCUAGUGAGGGGACACUCAACAUUGACUGCAGCCUGGUGGCACCACUGGCUGAAGAAGAAGUGGAUGAGGGUUUUCAUGCUGAUGAUGAAGGACGGCCAAAUUCAAGUUUGGUGGUCUUAAAUCAGCACAGCACAGGAAACAGCGAUAACUACUCGGAGGAAGUUGUGAACACAAGCCUUUCACUCCUCCAAAGGGAACUGGGAGAGGUCUCCCCUGCUCCAGAACAACUUGUGGAAAGAAACACUAUCCCUAAGGAGCAGAGAGCCCUAUCUGACCCAGCAGAAAGUAUUUACAGCAGUGACUCAGAUAAGCGAAGAAGUAACAGUGGGGAGGUGGCAGAACCGAUUUACACUUCGCCCCCAGAUGUGGAGUCUGACUAUGACCAUGAGGAGUUUGAUGGCUGUGGAGAUGCAGGUAGUGCCUCAGCUGAGCCUCUGAAUGGUGAGGAAGGUCUGAGAUGCUCCCAUGGUACCAGCCUGGACUCCAACCAUGGCAGCCUGGACUCGUUUCUGGACAGUGAAGAAGAAGUAGAUGUCUACAUUGAUACAGACGAAGAGUUUUGUAAUGGACGAGUCACUAUCUUCAAUGGCUCAGGACCACCCUAUUUUCACAGCUAUCUCUACAUGAAAGGAGGUCUCAUGAACCCAUGGAGGCGGCGCUGGUGUGUUCUGAAGAACGAGGCCUUUAUGUGGUUCCGCACCAAGCAAGAGGCUCUGAAGUCAGGCUGGCUCUACAAAAAAGGUGGAGGCAUGUCAACGCUUUCACGUCGCAACUGGAAACGCCGUUGGUUUGUGCUUCGAGAAUCCAAGCUGAUGUACUUUGAGAAUGAUAGCGAGGAAAAGCUAAAGGGGACAAUUGAUAUCAGAAAGGCAAAGGAGAUUGUGGACAUUCAUGAAAAGGAAAAUGCCUUGGACGUCGUGACAGAAGACAGAGUUUAUCACAUAGUCGCAGAGUCACCAGAAGAUGCCAGCGGCUGGUUCAACGUCCUGAGCCGAGUACACAGCGCGACGGCGCAGCAGCUGAGGGAGAUGCAGGACGAACAGGCCAAUCCAAAGAAUGCUGUGGGCACCCUGGAUGUUGGACUUAUUGACUCUGUCUGUGCCUCAGACAAUCCUGAUAGACCAAAUUCUUUUGUGAUCAUCACAGCAAAUCGAGUGAUUCAUUGCAACAGUGACACCCCUGAGGAGAUGCAUCACUGGAUCUCCCUGCUGCAGAAACCAAAAGGCGAAUCGAAGGUUGAUGGCCAGGAAUUCCUUGUGAGAGGCUGGCUUCAUAAAGAGGUUCAGAGCAGCAACAAGAUGUCCUCUCUGAAGAUGAAGAAGCGUUGGUUUGUUCUGACAAACACUGCCCUCGAUUACUACAAGUCGUCUGAGCGCACAGCUGCCAAGCUUGGCACACUUGUGCUCAAUAGCCUCUGUUCUGUCGUGCAGCCCGAUGAAAGGGUCUUCAAAGACACAGGCUAUUGGAACAUCAUUGUCCAUGGGCGAAAGCACUCCUACAGACUGUACACGAAGCUGUUGAAUGAAGCUAUGCGCUGGGCUUCUGCCAUUCAAGGUGUCAUUGACAGCAAAGUUCCCAUAGAAACACCUACACAGCAACUCAUUCGUGACAUUAGGGAAAACAGCACCAACUUUGAAGUAGUGGAACAGACAUACAGGAGGAACCCAAUCCUGCGCUACACCCAGCACCCCUUACACUCCCCUUUGCUCCCGCUGCCGUAUGGAGAUGUCAGUGUCAACU
Molecule: messenger RNA, 2170 nt
Organism: Merops nubicus (carmine bee-eater)
Lineage: Eukaryota; Metazoa; Chordata; Aves; Coraciiformes; Meropidae
Product: unconventional myosin-X-like
Exons: 12
Molecular function (GO): protein binding
Source: RefSeq, a predicted model, not a curated record